Micromonas pusilla CCMP1545 is the source of this 2926-nucleotide messenger RNA. It is a transcript of the gene BCOP, whose product is annotated as coatomer subunit beta. The record is from RefSeq and is a predicted model, not a curated record. Gene Ontology annotation, biological process: intra-Golgi vesicle-mediated transport; endoplasmic reticulum to Golgi vesicle-mediated transport; intracellular protein transport. Gene Ontology annotation, cellular component: COPI vesicle coat; cytoplasm. The coding region runs from base 32 to 2926 and encodes 964 amino acids. The transcript has 3 exons. Lineage: Eukaryota; Viridiplantae; Chlorophyta; Mamiellophyceae; Mamiellales; Mamiellaceae. Gene Ontology annotation, molecular function: structural molecule activity.
GCGGGGCGCACGGACUCGGUCCAGGGCCAUCAUGGCGACCCUCAACGCCGUCGUCGAGCGCGGGUGCACGAUGCUCGUGCACUUCGACAAAGGAGUGAGCGCGUCGGAGAUCAAGGAGGCGCUCGAGACGGGCGGCGAGCACGAGAAAGCGGACGCGCUGAAGAAAGCCAUCGCGAUCCUCCUCAGCGGGGAACAAAUGCCGCAGCUCUUCAUCACCGUAAUCCGCUACGUCCUCACCACGGACUCGAAGCUCGUGCAGAAGCUGCUGCUGUUGUACAUCGAGAUCAUCGAGAAGACGGACUCCGCGGGGAAGCUCCUCCCGGAGAUGAUCCUGAUCUGCCAGAACCUGCGCAACAACCUGCAGCAUCCGAACGAGUUCCUUCGCGGGUCCACGCUCAGGUUCUUGUGCAGGAUAACCGAGCCGGAGAUCAUCGAGCCGCUGAUCCCGAGCAUACUCGCGUGCUUGGAACACAGGCACGCGUUCGUGCGAAGGAACGCGGUGCUCGCGAUCGACAGGAUCUACCAGCUCCCGGGCGGCGAUCUCCUCCUGCAGGACGCCCCGGAGACGAUCGAGCGCUUCUUAGAGCAAGAGGCGGAUCUGAGCGCGCGAAGGAACGCGUUCCUGAUGCUGUACAACAACGCGCAGGAUCGCGCGGUGUCGUUCCUCAUGGCGAACCUCGAGCAGGUGGCGAACUGGGGGGACAUCCUGCAGAACGUCGUCCUCGAUCUCAUCCGCAAGGUCUGCCGCACGGACCCGACGCAGAAGGGCAAGUACAUCAAGAUCAUCCUGAUGCUCCUCGGCACGAACAACACGUCCGUGAUCUACGAGUGCGCGAACACCCUGACGGCGCUGUCGUCGGCGCCGACGGCGGUGAAGGCGGCGGCGAACUGCUACUGCCAGCUCCUCGCGUCCCAGAGCGACAACAACGUCAAGCUGAUCGUCCUCGAUAGGCUCGCGGAGCUGAAGAACGACCACAGGCACGUCAUGCAGGAGCUCGUGAUGGAUAUUCUGCGCGCGGUGUCCACGCCGGAUCUGGACAUUCGAAAGAAGACGUUGGACCUCGUGCUCGACUUGGUGUCGAACCGAAACAUCGACGAGGUCGUCCUGACGCUCAAGAAGGAGAUCACGAAGUCGCAGGGCGACGCCGGGGAGAAGAGCGGCGAGUACAGGCAGAUGCUCGUGCAGGCGACGCACGCGUGCGCGGUCAAGUUCCCGGCGGUGGCGGGGUCCGUGGUGCACCUGUUGAUGGAUUUUUUAGGCGACGUCAACUCCGCCGCGGCGUUCGACGUCGCGAUGUUCGUCCGCGAGAUUGCCCAGACGAACGACGCGCUGCGGGACUCGAUCCUCCAGAGGCUCCUGGACUCGUUCUACACGAUUCGCUCGUCGCGCGUGUGCGGGACGUGCCUGUGGAUCAUCGGCGAAUACUCGCAGAGCGCGACGCAAGUCGAGGAGGCGUUCGCGUGCGCCAAGGCGUCGCUCGGCGCGACGCCCUUCUUCGAGCCGCCGCACGCCAAGGCGAAGCGAGAGCGCAGUCCCGGGGGGGGUAAUUCGAAGAUCGCGGCGGUCACCGCGGGGGUGAAGAACGUCGUCUUGGCGGACGGCACGUACGCGACGCAGACGGUCGUGGCGGACCAUCCGUCUGCCGCGGUCGGUAACGCCGUCGGCGCGGUCGCGCCGAACCUCCGUUCGCUUCUGCUCGCGGGCGAUUUCUUCCUCGGGAGCGUCGUCUCCACGACGCUCACGAAGCUCGCGCUGAGGUACGUAGAGACGGCGCCGGCUGCGGGGAUCGAACCGGAGGCGAUCAACAAGCUUCACGCGGAGUGCAUGCUGUACAUCGUGUGCAUGCUGCGGCUCGGGAAGGAGGGCGGCCUACCGACGACGAUCGACGACGACUCCUACGACCGCAUGAUGCUGUGCGUGAAGACGCUCGCGGAGCCGGAGACGCAGGACCGCGACGUGUGGCUGCGGUCGUGCAAAGCCGCGUACGAGGGUCUCAUCGUCGAUCGCAAGCGGCAGGCGGAGGCGCUGGACGGGGAUAAGCUCGGCGAGAAGAUCGACGCGCAGGCGGACGACCUCAUCGACUUCACGCAUCUGAAGUCGCGAAAGGGUUUGUCGCAGGUGGAGAUCGAGGACGCGGUGGCGACGGAUCUCAAGCGCGCGACCGGGUUUCGAACGGAUUCGGACGCGCCCGAGGAGAAGAAGCUCAACCGCGUCGUGCAGCUCACCGGGUUCAGCGAUCCCGUCUACGCCGAGGCGUACGUCACCGUGCAUCAGUACGACAUCGUCAUGGACGUCACGGUCGUGAACCGCACGCAGGAGACGUUGCAGAACGUGUGCUUAGAGCUCGCGACGAUGGGGGACUUGAAGCUCGUGGAGCGGCCGCAGAAUCACACGCUGGCGGUGGGCGAGACGAAACAGAUUCGCGCCAACAUCAAGGUGUCUUCCACGGAGACGGGCGUCAUCUUCGGGAACGUCGUGUACGAGAGCGCCAAGUCCGACCGCGAGGUUGUCGUCCUGAACGACGUGCACAUCGACAUCAUGGACUACAUCUCCCCGGCGUCGUGCGGGGACACGGAGUUCAGGUCGAUGUGGGCGGAGUUUGAGUGGGAGAAUAAAGUCGCGGUGAACACGUCCAUCACGGACGUGCGAGAGUUUCUCGAUCACGUCGUCGCGUCGACGAACAUGCGGUGUCUGACGCCGCCGAGCGCGCUGGAAGGGGACUGCGGCUUCCUCGCCGCGAAUCUGUACGCGAAGAGCGUGUUUGGCGAGGACGCGCUCGUGAACGUGAGCGUGGAGAAGGACCUGAACGACGGGAAGGUUGGGGGGUACAUUCGGAUUCGGAGCAAGACGCAGGGCAUCGCGCUGAGCUUGGGAGACAAGAUCACGCUGAAGCAGCGCGGUCCGGAUCCCAAGGACGGGAAGUAG